Nestor notabilis (Kea) is the source of this 2946-nucleotide messenger RNA. It is a transcript of the gene SYCP1, whose product is annotated as synaptonemal complex protein 1. The transcript has 31 exons. Gene Ontology annotation, biological process: chiasma assembly; synaptonemal complex assembly; lateral element assembly. NCBI's taxonomy places the organism in Eukaryota, Metazoa, Chordata, Aves, Psittaciformes, Psittacidae. Gene Ontology annotation, molecular function: double-stranded DNA binding. Gene Ontology annotation, cellular component: synaptonemal complex; central element; transverse filament. The coding region runs from base 1 to 2946 and encodes 981 amino acids. The record is from RefSeq and is a predicted model, not a curated record.
AUGGAAAAAGAAAAGCCGUUCAAACUGUUCGUGCCUCCGCGCCUGAGCAGCGGGCAGGUGUCUGCAGUGAAACCCCAGGCGAGCGCUCGGGCGACGGGGCUGUGUCGGGGUUUUAACAAAUGCCCAGAUGAUGACUUUAAUUUGCCGUUUGUAACGAGUACACCAAACCGUGGUGAAAUCACCAACUCAGAUGCAGUUUCACAGGAAGUAAAACUUGGCGCUGAGGUAGAUGAAGAGAACAUAGAAACAGUGAAUGAAUUGUAUUCAAAACUCUACAAAGAGGCUGAGAAGAUCAAGAGAUGGAAACUAACUGUAGAGUCAGAACUAAAGCAGAAAGAAAGAAAACUGCAGGAAAACAGAAAGAUUAUUGAAGCGCAGCGUAAAGCCAUUCAGGAAUUGCAGUUUGAAAAUGAAAAACUAAGUUUAAAACUGGAAGAUGAGCUAUCUGAAAAUAAAGAUCUCUUAAAAGAAAACAGCGCCUCAAGGCAUCUGUGUAACCUGCUCAAGGAGACCUGUACUCACUUCACAGAGAAGUCCACCAAAUAUGAACAUGAAAGAGAAGAAACAAGACAACUAUACGAGGAACUUAAUAACAACGUUGAAAGGAUGAUAGUGGCAUUUGAAGAGCUUCGUGUGCAAGCAGAGAACACCAGACUGGAAAUGUGUUUCAAAUUAAAAGAAGAAGCAGAAAAAGUGGACAAGCUUGAAAAAGAAUGCCAACUGGAAGUCAGUGUGAAGGAAAAGCAGAUUUCAGCUCUUACCAUACAGAGUGAUGAAAAAGAUGAUAUAAUAAGAGAUAUGGAGACUCAGCUGCAGGAAUCAAAAAAUAAGAUUGCUGCCUUAGAAGAAGCAAAAAGACAUGAAGGAGAAAUGCUGAAGGAAUCUCGGAUCAGUCAAGAACAUUUGAGGGCAGAGCUGGAAGAGGCCAAAGUUUCAUUGCAAAAAAUAGAGGUUACUCAGAAGAGCUUAGAAGCUGAACUGCAGACUGCAGUGAAAGCAUUAAUUGAGAUGACUGGAGAAAAAGAAGCACAGGUAGAAGAAUGUAAAAAGACUAAGGCUUUGCAUGCAUCCCUGAGAGAGGAGUUUGAGACUUCCAUUUCCAAUUUGAAAAGCUUGCUGCAAAAAGAGCAAAAUAGAUCAAAGAAGUAUGAAGAUGAGUCAAAGCUACUGACCUUGGAGCUCAGAAAUAAAUCUGCUGAACUGGAAGAGAUGACUAAACUAACAUGUGACAAAGAAAUGCGACUGGAAGAGCUGUCGGAAACACUGGGAAAAGUUGAAGGACUUCUAGUGAAAAAGCAAGAUCUUGAGGCUACUUUAGAAGAUUUGCAGGAGAGAGAAAAAGAAACGAAAAAUGUUCUGCAAAUCAGAGAGAAAGAAAUCCAAGAUUUGAAAGUCCAACUGACCAGUACAGCUGAAAAGGAACAAAAUUAUUUAGACCAGCUUAAGGCACUGAACACAGAUCUUGAACAAGAGGCGCUAAAGAAUGAACAACUAACAGCAUAUAUCAAUGAGCUUUCAUUAGAAAAAGAGCAGAUAGCACAGGAGAAAAGUGCUGUGGCUACAGAACUGGAGAAACUACAAGAGAGUCAUGAGGAUAGUAGGAAAAAAGAAGAAAAUACAAAGCAGUUAGUUGAAAACCUGGAAGAAGCAAAUGGCCAGCUGAGAAAUGAACUGGCAUCUUUGAAGGAGAAGAUGGCAAAGAAAGGUGAAGAAAUUAAAAGUAAACUGGAUGAAAGAGAAGAAAAUGCAAAGAACAUUGAAAAUGAAAUUUCAAGAAAGGAAAAGCAACUGAAAAUUUUAGAAAAUAAGUUGAAUACUUUAAAGAAACAAGUGGAAAAUAAGAACAAAUGCAUUGAAGAGUUGCAACAGGAGAAUAAGGUGCUGAAAAAGAAAAUCACUGCAGAAAGCAAGAAGACAAGUAUUUAUGAAGGGAAGGUGAAUAAAUUAGAGUUAGAGAUGGAAAAUAUGAACAAGCAACAUAAGGAAAAAAUUGACAUCUUUGAGAAGGAAGUUGAAACAAAAAAAGUAAAUGAAAGUAAACUUCUUGAAGAGGUGGAAAGAAUGAAGUUGCUUGUUCAUGAAGCAGCAGCAGUUCAGAGAGAAACUGAUAUCCGAUGUCAGCACAAGAUAACUGAAAUGGUGGCACUUAUGGAAAAGCACAAACAUGAAUAUGAUAAAAUGGUUGAAGAAAAAGAUACUGAGUUAAAACUUUAUAAAGUAAAAGAUCAAGAGCAGUUCUCAUCAAAGAGAGCAUUGGAGAAUGAGCUCUCGUGUUUGAAAAGUGAACUGUCAUCCCUUAAGGAACAGCUUAAAGCAGAAAUUGAAGAGAAGGAGAAUCUUGCAAAAAAAGCCCUCCAAAAUAUGGCUCCUGAAAAUGAGAAGAAGCACAAGAAAAUACAGACUCAUUUUGCUGAGACUCCUAAACCUCAAUUUGAUCUGGACUAUGAAUCUAUUAAUAUGAAGAAUAAAAAGUCUCCAAAUGAUAUUCCUACAAAAGUCAACAUGAUGGAAAAGACUAAAAUGCCUCCUUCAGUAUCUGCAAAGAGUCCCCUGGGUAGUCCAUCAUUCAAGGGUUACAUGAUAAAGACUCCUCCACUACAGAAACUGCAGAGUGAAAGCACAAAUGUGCUCUCAGAGCAGAGCAUGAGGAAGAAGCAGAAAGUGCUGCUCCAGCUGGACACGCAGUCAGACAGCUCCGAGCAAAGUGACCUCCUGAGCCUAGUCUCAGAGGAAGAAAUGUUUAAAAACCUGUACAGGGAUUAUCCUCAGGCUUCACACUUGUAUACCAUGACACCAAAAAAGAAAGCAGCUACAUUAAAUGUGAAGACCCCAGGCUCUGUGCUGAAAUUGUCAACUAUGAGGAAGAUGCGUGAGGCAGGAUGGACUGCAGUUUCCAAACUGGACAGGAAAAGGAAAAUGAAAGAAGCUGAGAAGCUCUUUACUUAA